Molecule: messenger RNA, 4176 nt
Organism: Myiozetetes cayanensis
Lineage: Eukaryota; Metazoa; Chordata; Aves; Passeriformes; Tyrannidae
Gene: FST
Product: follistatin
Exons: 5
Coding region: 2060-3133 (357 amino acids)
Biological process (GO): cell differentiation; multicellular organism development; negative regulation of activin receptor signaling pathway
Molecular function (GO): protein binding; activin binding
Source: RefSeq, a predicted model, not a curated record
UAGUGCUCGCUCCCUCUCUCUACUCCCCCUCACGCUCUCUCUGCUUCUCGCUCACUCGCUGCUAUACUGAGGAUGUUAAAUCAGAGAAUCCACUCGGGCAUGCUCUUAUUUCUGAUGUUUCUGUGCCACUUCAUGGAAGAUCACACAGUGGAGGGUAAGACCAGAUUGUUUAUUAGCAGAUACGUUUCUUUAUUAUUACUACUGUUUUCUCUCUUUCGGGCACGGUUUAGUUUGCUCGCGGUGUUAAACGCCUCUCUCCAAGGUCCAACAGAACAGAAGUUAACUGUGGGCAUGUGAUUGCUUUAUACCGAGGUGCAGAGGUGUCAUUUAGAUCCCUUUUUGAUCGGAUGUUCGCAUUGCUCUACACAGGCACAGAGGACAGAUAGGAUGUUUCUUGGUAUUUAUUCUUAUUAUACAGUAUGAAUGAAGAGCAGCAUCGCGAGGGAACUUUUCCAGUCUCGGCUUCCGAAUGACUGCUCAAAGUUUGCUGGUAAUUUAGCUCAGAUUUUUAUCUCGUCUGACGGACUGACUGAAGGAGAGGUGGUGAUGGAGAACCCCACGAUUACAGCUGACGUUUUUAGAAACCAAUAAGUGGUCAUUUUACUGACAUUCCUUUAAUAUUGGGAUUUUCUCCUCCUCCCUACUUUGUGUGUGUGUGUGUGUGUGUGUGUGUGUGUGUGUGUCUGAAUAAAUAUUAGCGUUGUAAAUUCUCCUGCACUGAAGAGAGUGCUUUAAUAAGUUGGUGGUUUGUUUUUUUCUUCACCGUGCGAACAAAACAAACCCGAAACUGAUACUGACAACUCUUAAGAGCCCUCUUUCGACACAAGAGAAUAUCGAUUUUUAGUUUUGGGGCUUUUCCACUUAUCUUGACUGUUCCAGCCACAACCUGGAUGUCUUGCCGUUGUUGUUUUAUAGUGUUUUCCUUUUAUUUUUUAUCUCUCCCCCUAUCGACAUAGAGCAUAAGUUAAUCUAAUGUAGGCAACUCUAAAACAAUUUUUUUUUAAGGGCGUUGUUUGUUCGAUGAUUUUUAGCGAGGGGGAGUCCUCCCCCGCGCCCAGCGACAUCUCGGCUGGUCGAUCCUGACCCCUCGCUGCGGUACAUUCCCAUCGGAGUAAGGAGACAGGAUCGAGCCCUGGCUAGAUUAGCAGCAGAAUCAAUUGGUAUUGAGUUGCUGGAGGAGUCACAUUGGCUAUUCACGAGAGACUCAUCCCAACCAAAAUGCUCCAGCUAAAAAGAGGGAGUUGCUUGGGCUAAUAUUCUUGGCUUGACUCCACAAAUAACAGGGAUACUGGGGGGGGGGGGGAGAAAAAGAAAAAAAUAACCCCAACAAAACCCACUCUAUCCCCUGUAAGAACAGUGUACUUUCCUCUAAAAUGCUUGCAGGAGAGGUGGCACUUAUAACUUUUCCAGCUUGAUCGAUUUUUAAAACUCUGUAUGGACCUCCUACUCAGAGUGUCCUUGUAUUUUAUGUACUUUGCUCACUUUUUUUUUUUUUUUUUUUUUUGGAACUCUGCUGACUUAUUUUAGUGAAGGAAAGACAUUUGUUAAUAGAAGCAGUAGAAUGUGGAGAUUUCGAAAGACUUCUCUAACAGCAAAUGUUCCCAAUUCGUGCAGAUUGCAAAAUGGGCUGGGACUUGAAACUGUGCGGCACUAAAACAAUGCUGCCGUGCAGCCGCGGUGAGGAGGAGAGGGCAGGGGGAGGAGGAAGGAAUUUGCAAGCGCGAUUUUCUUUUUAUUCCCUUUUAAAUGCACAUCCUUUUCAAGCCUCUGUCACGUGUCGACAGUGCUCCUUCUGCUCUACAUAUGGAAUAAAUACCUCGGAAAACUGUCUCGUCCUGUUUUGGUUGGGUCUUUUCUUUCUUUUAGUUUGUUUUGUUUUGCUUAGGGUUCUGGGGUGGGUUUUUUUGUGUUGGGGGUAUUUUUUUGUUUAUUUGCUCUUUUGUGGGUUUGGGGGAUUUUUUUUGUUUGGUUGUUUGGUGGUUUUCUUGGGGAGGGAGGGAUCAUCUGUUUGUUUGCUUUUUAAACUGCGCUUCCAAAUGGGCCGUAGUAGCUGCGGGUUAUGAACCGGACAAAUAAAAGGAAACAGUCUAGUAAAAGUCACGGCAAGGCGCACGUGCUGUGUCUGGGUCACUGGUGGCAGCCACUGAUCCGUCUGGGUGUCCCUCCCGCCCCCCGCCCCGCAGCUGGGAACUGCUGGCUCCGGCAGGCGCGGAACGGGCGCUGCCAGGUCCUCUACAAAACCGACCUCAGCAAGGAGGAGUGCUGCAAGAGCGGCCGCCUGACCACGUCCUGGACGGCGGAGGACGUCAACGACAACACGCUUUUUAAGUGGAUGAUUUUUAAUGGGGGAGCCCCAAACUGCAUCCCGUGCAAAGAAACAUGCGAGAAUGUGGACUGCGGACCCGGGAAGAAAUGUAAAAUGAAUAAGAAGAACAAACCUCGGUGUGUUUGUGCUCCGGAUUGCUCUAAUAUCACUUGGAAGGGCCCCGUGUGUGGCUUAGAUGGGAAAACCUACAGGAACGAGUGUGCCCUUCUCAAAGCCAGAUGUAAAGAACAGCCCGAACUUGAAGUCCAGUAUCAGGGCAAAUGCAAAAAGACCUGCAGGGAUGUUUUGUGCCCAGGCAGCUCCACGUGUGUGGUUGACCAAACCAACAAUGCCUACUGCGUUACAUGUAAUCGAAUUUGUCCAGAGCCUACCUCCCCUGAACAGUAUCUCUGUGGGAAUGACGGCAUAACUUACGCCAGUGCCUGCCACCUGAGGAAAGCCACCUGCUUGCUGGGUAGAUCCAUUGGAUUAGCCUACGAAGGAAAAUGCAUCAAAGCAAAAUCCUGUGAAGACAUUCAGUGCACUGCUGGGAAGAAAUGCCUGUGGGAUUUUAAGGUUGGUAGAGGUCGGUGUGCUCUCUGCGAUGAGCUCUGCCCCGAAAGCAAGUCAGAAGAGGCAGUCUGUGCCAGUGAUAACACAACUUACCCAAGCGAGUGUGCCAUGAAAGAGGCAGCCUGCUCAAUGGGUGUGCUUCUAGAAGUAAAGCACUCUGGAUCUUGCAACUCCAUUAAUGAAGACCCAGAAGAUGAAGAGGAAGAUGAAGACCAGGACUACAGCUUUCCUAUAUCUUCCAUUCUAGAGUGGUAAAACCUCCAUCACUAUUGAAACAGCCAUUGGGCACAAAAUCAAUGUCCAUACUGUAAAUAAGUGUAUGCUUAUUUAUUUUGGGGAGAAAAAAAAAAAAGUAUACAUAUAGUUGAGUCUCGUAGACAUUUAUUUAUACUGUGUCAUGUUUUAUAAUUUAUACAUAAAAUGUCUGGUUGACUGUACACCUUGUUUUUUGAAGAAAUUUAUUCGUUACGGGAAGAGCAGUGUUAUUUAUUGUGAGGUCUCCUGCUUGUAAAGUAAAGCUUUUCUUUUUCUUGUAAACUAUAACUAUUCCUUAGAGCCUACCCAUGUGAUCUCAUCUCUUUGUUUUACUGAUGUUAAAUUCCACUUUAACAAACUUGCAUGUCAGUUUCUGUUAUGUUUAUUUAUUGGAUUUUCUUCUUGCCGGUUCUGUACAUUAAAGAUCCCUGUGUUUUUGUUUACAAGGAAUCUUGACUGACCAAAAGGCAUUGUAACUGACUUAAGUAUACUUUCAGGGUGCAGUGGGGCGAAUUUUAAGGAAACUUCUUCCCCUUAAUUUUUCUCUGCUUCUGAUCACAUGUGCUGAAGUGAUCUCAAUGUAUUGAGAGUUUAUACAAAUUCCAUAUCCGAAGAUCUUGGAUUAUGAAAGUUGAUAACAGCUAUGGGGAUAACUGUAAUAAGGGUUUUAUUUUAUUUUUAUUGGUGGUUUUGUUUGUUUGUUUUUUGUUUUGGGUGUUUUUUUUUGUAACACGCAUAAGUGUUUUAUCAGGUGUUUCCUUUAAUAUGGUCUUGCAUUACCACUUUCAAAGUUUUCUUUUCCCAACCGGUGUGUUGCUAAAAGUUAUAUCAAAGCUUUAUCAGUUCAAGUUUCUUGCUUUUCAUAAUACUUUUUUUCUGAUGCAAUUUUAUAUUUUCAAACAUGGCGAGUUAAAUAUAAAUUCAUUUAAAUAUAUAGUUUUGUACUUUUCUACCAUGUAAAUGUGCAAUGUAUAUAAAAGUUAUAAUGUGUAUUUGUAAAUAAAUGAUGAGUGAAAAAAAUAAAAAGUGGAAUUUUCCCUACA